GAACUACCACCGGUGCUCCAUUUGUCACUUACGUCAUGUGGCACCUUCUGCUUGGUCACGUCACUCUCGGUACUGCCCUCGCGUCAUUGCCCCCACCGAAGGACAGGGACCACGUCUCGUUUUAUCAGCCAUCUACCGUAGCACGUAGUUUCGGUGUCCCUGGUGCCUAGCCAGCUCGUGGGUUAGGUCGCAUCUACCACUGCGUGCCACAGGUGAUGCAACACCCUAUGAAGCAGGUACUAUUAUCAUCCCCACUUUAGAGAUAAGGAAGUUGAGGCUUAGAGAAGCACACCACUUGCCCAGCAGCGCUAUCACCAAGUGCAAAUCUGAGCUCUAGACCUGGGUGUGUCUGGUAGCAAUAACAUGUGCCAGCAGCCAGCCUGGAGGCUUCUACCGUGGUGCCAUUUGUAUCCUCAAAAGACCCUGGGUGGUAAGAAUUGUUAUCCUUAUUUUCCACAGGCGUGAACUCAGGCUUACCGUUCAUGAUAAGAACACUCGACAAAGCAGGAGAGGAAGGGAACGUCCUCAACCCGAUAAAGGCGUCUGAGGAGACCCCACAGCUAAUGUAUUUACUGGUGAAGGCCGAAUGCUUUCCAUCUAGGACGGGCACAGAUUCAACACUGUCCUGGAGGUUCUAGUCAGCACAGUUAGGAGACACAUAGAAAUACGAGACGUUCCAACUGGAAGAAAAAAAAAAAAAGACACUAAAACUCUCUGUGUACAGAUGACAUCAUGCUAUAUAUAGAAAACCCUGAAGGAUAUACACGCGCACAUAAACCUAGUAGAGCCAGCAAAUGAGGUCAGCAAGGUCACAGGACACAAGAGCAUCACACAAAAAUCAGCUGCCUUUCUGGGCAUUAGCAAUACACAGCCCAAAAGAGAAAUUAAGAAAACAACUCCACGUACGAUGGCGUCAAAAAGAAGAAAAUUCUUGGGAAUAAAUCAAGCAAGUGCAAGACUUUUACCCUGAAAACUACCGAACAGAGUUGAGGAGUAUUAUUCUGCCCUCAAAGGGGAUGAGCCCUGACCCCAUGCUGCCAUAAGGAUGGACCUCAAAAACACCAUGCCACCUUGAAGGAGCCAGACACAAAAGGCCACACAGUGUAAGAUUCCGUGUAUGGAACACCCAGAAGAGAAUAAGUCACGUUUUCUUCCUCGAACUUGGCGAACAUGGAGGGAGCUGAUCCCCAGAGACGAGGAGGCCGUGAGCCCCCGGGAGGAGACGGUGGAGGCCCUGUUGGGCCUGGUCCGCAGCCCCCACUCCCCCUGGGCUCUGCUGGAGGGCUCCAGUGCAGAGGACCGUUUUCUGAGAGAACUGGCCAUCCGGAAUCCCCUGAUGCUCAAGGACACCUUCUUCUACUCCUACUUCAGGUCCCUACGAGUGGUGGACAAGCAGGUGAGCCUGGUGGAUAAAGACCUCCUGAAAUUUCUAAAUCUUGAAGAGUUGGUACUGAGUGCUAAUCAAAUCCAGGAGAUUGAUGCUGUCAACCUGCCCCCAACUCUCAAGGUGCUGGAGCUCUAUGGCAACGAGAUCCGCAGCAUGGAGUGUCUGUGCGCUGCCCCGCCCCCGCGACUCCAGCACUUGGGGUUGGGUCACAACAAGCUUCUGGGCCCCCUGGAAAGUCUCUAUGUCACCUCCAACCACUGGCCCAACCUCGUCUCUCUGGACCUGAGCUUCAACGACCUGACGGACCUGCAGGGCAUGAUGGCCAGCCUCAGCACCCUCCGCCGCCUGAGGCUGCUGGUGCUGCAGGGGAACCCGCUGGCCCUGCUGCCCUACUACCGAGGCUUCACCAUCGACAGCCUGUCCCAGCUCUGCGUGCUGGACGACAUCACCGUGUCUCCCAGCGAGAAGCAUCAGUUCCGGGGGCUCGGCCGCAGUGGGGACCUCUUGGCACGGCAGGCACAGCUCGUGGUGACCAUUGGAAAUGUCAAGGGGGUUCAGGACACCUCUGUCUUAGACCCGGAACCAGGGCCCCAAGGCCCUUUUAUCACUUACAGCUAUUAUGUGACCUACGAUUUUGUAGAAGAGGAAGAAGGAGAAGGAAGUGAAUAUGGUGGUGUCCUGGCAGAGAUCGUCAUGCCCUCGCCCAGCGCCGAACAGCUGGCCGAGGACAUUCCGGAGGACGUUCCCGAAGAGAUCUUCGAAGAGCACGAGGACUCUGCGGAGUCCGGGCUGUCCGCCCAGUCGGGAGAGCGCGAGGAUUCGCUCGUGUCGGGCGGGUCGGCGCCCUUGCCCGGGGCGGCCGACUCCGCGGAAGAGCUGGCCAAGCUGCGGCCGCGAAGAGACCCCCGGCUCUGCCCCUCCCCAGGGACCGUUCUCUUCAGCACUGUCCGCAAGCCCUGGACUGAUGUCAUCCCCUGCAGCUACGAGAUGCAGCACACACUCAAGGACCUGGUGCCACUCAAGGCUUUCCUGCUGGCGGGAACCACUGUGACCAUCGUGGAGGAGAAGAUUCUCUCUUGGCCUGCGGUGCUGCCUCCUGUUGACGUCCCGUUGCCUGCCAAGAAAGGAAAAGGGGAGAAGGACAAGAAGGGGAAGAAGGAGAAAGACAAGAAGGGAAAAGACGGGAAGGACACGGCAGGGAAAAGGGAGAAAGAGGUGGCAAAGGAACAGAAGGGAUCCAAGAAGAAAGAGCUUCCUAAGGAGCUCCGCCAGGACCCGCCCAUCCUGCGGGUGUUGGGCAGUGGCUUGGUGGUCCUGGAGCCCCUGCUGGCGGGGGAGCCACUUGUGUCCGAAGUGUGCAACUUUGGGGUGAUCCGCACUUUGGAAACUGACAGGCUGACGUCCCUCAGGGAUUCAAAGAACAAGAACAAGAGAGCUAAAAAAGAAAAGACCAAACCUGCGGCUGCAGUGUACGACGGCGACUACCAGCCCCAGCCCUUGACGGUGGAGGUGCAGAUCCAGCUGAACCAGUGCCGCACGGCCGAGGAGGCGCUCCGGGAGUUCGCCCUGUAGGGCGCGGGAUUAAAGGCUGUUCUGACCACCGCAGCUCCGCGUCCGUGUGGCCGCCGCGCCCGGGAGCGGGGGGUGGG
Lynx canadensis (Canada lynx) is the source of this 3036-nucleotide messenger RNA. RefSeq names its product leucine rich repeat containing 43 (gene LRRC43). NCBI's taxonomy places the organism in Eukaryota, Metazoa, Chordata, Mammalia, Carnivora, Felidae. The transcript is spliced from 12 exons. Gene Ontology annotation, molecular function: protein binding. The coding region runs from base 1118 to 2959 and encodes 613 amino acids. The record is from RefSeq and is a predicted model, not a curated record.